Messenger RNA from Hylaeus anthracinus, 2030 nucleotides. RefSeq names its product suppressor of fused homolog. The transcript is spliced from 7 exons. The record is from RefSeq and is a predicted model, not a curated record. Gene Ontology annotation, molecular function: transcription factor binding. Gene Ontology annotation, cellular component: cytoplasm; nucleus. NCBI's taxonomy places the organism in Eukaryota, Metazoa, Arthropoda, Insecta, Hymenoptera, Colletidae. The coding region runs from base 229 to 1536 and encodes 435 amino acids.
CCCGUUCUCUGAAAUGCAACUUUCAGAGACGUGCAGUGAUUUCAGAAUCGUUCGAUCGUGCAUUCGUCGAGUAAUUUUAGUUUUCUCGUGGAUCUGAGACGUGUUUCUUCUCGUGCUCGACGGAAGGUGGACGAAUAGUGGUCGUACGACCGUAAACAAAACGAUCGUGGGUCGCGUACGCGUAGUAUCUUUGGGAGCAGUGCGUUUCGUGAGUGGUAAUCUGUGCAUAUGUACGGAAAUAUGCGUGAAAGAGAAGAAUUCUGCCGAAGUUAUCCACCAGGACAACCGUCCCAGCCACCGACGGCUCGGGCCCUGGGUCUCGACGCUCUGCACAGCCUUUGUAAAGAGAUAUAUCCCGACCAGAGCAAUCCCCUCACCGUCACCGCUGUCGUCAAGUACUGGUUGGGGGGUCCUGAUCCUCUCGACUACAUAAGUAUGUACGAGAACCCUGGCUGCCCCGAAUUAGGCAUACCACCACAUUGGCACUACAUCAGUUUGGGCUUGUCUGAUCUACACGGCGAUGGAAGGAUACAUCCAAAGAGUGGUCCAGGUCGCCCUAGUGGUUUUGGAUUCGAAUUGACCUUUAGAUUAGUCAGAGAAAGAAACGAGAUGAGUCCACCAACUUGGCCAGCAAACGUGAUGCAGCAGUUGGCAAAAUAUGUUUUUAAUUCUGGGAACAUGCUGUUGCCUGGUGACCAUGUUUCGUGGCAUGCUCCAUUGGACAAUGGAAAUGGUCGUAUCACGCAAAUUUUAAUGGGGAAGGAUCCACAAUUGCCAACAUCUAUAUGUACACCUCACGGAGAUGUUUCGUUUGUUCAAAUUGUAGGAGUCACUUCCGAAGAAUUGCAGGCUGCACAGCAUUGGAAUGGCUUAGGUCUCGUGAGUUUGUUGAAGACCAGUCGUGGUUGUGGACCAUGGCUGGUGACAAAUAUGAGACGGGUACAUUCCAUUAUGGAAGAUGACCCCUCCAUAGCAGAGAAAAUACAGACUGGGAUAGAAAAGGAAGGUUCUAAUUUAAGUGGCGUGUCUGCAAAGUGUUGGUGGGUUCAAGUGAACAGUGAUAGGAGUACAGAGAAGUACAGAGAAAAAAGAAACGAAUCGGACGAAGAAGAUGAAGAUAUAAAACCAAUUAUAAAGUCGGAAAGAUUGUCACCUUGUGAAUUAGAUUUAAAUUUAUCUCAUGAAAAUUUUAUCAAAGUCCUGUCAGGCCUUCACUUGACUUUUAAUCUUGAAGCUGGAUCUUUGUUACCGUUAGCAAUAAAGGGCCGCGUCAUGCAUGGAAGGCAUUUUACGUUCAAGUCCAUAUUGUCCAACACAGCUGUUACCAUAGUUGCGCCAUCGGUUACUGGUACUCUAGUUUCUAGGGAAAAACCAUACGUGGUUCAAGGACCAUGGCUACAGGUGCUACUUCCAGAAGAUUUGUCUGAGAAAAUGGCUCAAGAGUUUCAAAUUUUAAAUUCGACGAAUCAGGUUCAAUUGCCAAAGACAUUUUCUUGGCCUGAACAUAAACUGGUUAUUACUGUAGUAAAUGACUGAGAAAAUGUUAAAACACAUUUUAGUACCUUUAAGCGAGUUAGGAUACAAAUUAACAUGAACAAAGUAUUAUCUUAUUAAACAGUGGGUUUCAAAGAACUUAUUUAUAACUGGAAUGCUGAAACACGAUUGUUGCGCAAACGACAGAACUAUAAGACUUCGCAUAUCAACGUGUAAAAGAGGAGGCCGAUUAUAUUUAACAUAUUUCGAUUUACCUAAAAAAUAUAUUCUCUAUUUUGGAUAGCAAAGAUUUCCACGCCUCUCUUUUACAGAUUGAUGCCUGUUAACAUUUUAUAUUUAAUUGUACAUAAUAGAACGCAAGUUGAAAGGUGUAAUUGUAUUUGAUAUACGAGUUUACACAUUGUUACAACGAAUGAAUAUUUCUGUAAAUAGGCGAACGUAAAAUUUUGGCGUUAUUUUCGUCAGAGUAUUUUACCAAUUUUUUUUAUAAAAAGAAUGUGUAAUAGAAUAAAGUAUAAGGUAUAAUAUUUAUAAGA